This is a messenger RNA of Thlaspi arvense, 1740 nucleotides long. The record is from the annotation of a GenBank genome assembly. Lineage: Eukaryota; Viridiplantae; Streptophyta; Magnoliopsida; Brassicales; Brassicaceae.
AUGCAGGAUUCACCAGUGUUCAAUUACAUAAACAGCUUGUCUCCUAUAAGACCUGUGAAGUCCAUGCCAAUUCCACACCAUUUUAGCUCUCUGAAUUUCACUUCCCCUCCUUCUGUAUUCACCUCGCCACACCUAACUUCUUCUCACAAAGAAUCAAGAUUCUUCAAAACUCAUAACAGCUCUUCCUCUGAUCCCACCAAUCAUGUGGAAGAAUCUACUUCUAAUGAACAUGUUGCAGCAGAAGCAGACGAUGCUAAAGAACUCAACGUAGAUGCUUCAAUUAAAACGGAGCUACCACAAAUCAACGGUAGUGAAACGAAUCCUGAUGAUCCCGUUCCUGCUUCACCUUGUGGCGGAGAUACUGUGGAUCUUUCUCUUGUUCCGUACGCUUCUCCUCGAGGAGAGAAUGCAGGAGAGAAUGCAGGAGGAAUGGAGCUGCAGAAGAUGUAUGAUGAUAAUGUUCAAGGGAGAAACGAAACUCCGGAUUGGGAUAGUUUGAUUGCAGAUGCUUCUGAGAUGUUAAUCUUCAGCUCACCUGAUGAUUCAGAGGCCUUUAGAUGCCUUAUGAUGCAGAGAUCAUCAAACUCCGAAAAACGUUUGAUGCCUCAUUCAAACAAUGAACCUGAGUCCUCAAAUGCUGUUCCUUGUGAGGCUGUUUCCUUCUUGCAUCGCGGCUCAAGCUCUAUAAUCCAAGAAACUUUGGACCAGACAGAUCAUGAAACCAGGGAAGAUGUAGAUCAAGAUGUUCCUGUUGAACCAGCCUUGGAAGAGUUGCAUUUGAGCAGCCCUAAGAAGAAGAGGCAAGUUUGUUUGCUUAAGUUGGAAGCUGGAGAAGGCGAGUCAUGUAAGCGAUGCAACUGCAAAAAGUCCAAGUGUUUGAAACUUUACUGUGAAUGCUUUGCUGCUGGAGUUUAUUGCAUAGAGCCAUGUUCAUGUAUAGAUUGCUUCAACAAGCCUAUUCAUGAAGAUACAGUCUUGGCUACACGCAAACAGAUUGAAUCUCGGAAUCCUCUUGCAUUUGCUCCUAAAGUUAUUAGGAGCUCUGAUUCGAUUCUAGAAACCGGGGAUGAUGCAAGCAAAACUCCAGCUUCUGCGCGCCAUAAACGUGGUUGCAACUGCAAGAAAUCAAACUGUUUGAAGAAAUACUGUGAAUGCUUUCAGGGCGGUGUGGGAUGUUCCAUAAACUGUAGAUGUGAAGGGUGUAAGAACGCAUUCGGACGCAAAGAUGGGUCUUCUACUGUUGACAUAGAAGCAGAACAAGAGGAGGAAAAUGAAGCAUCUGAGAAAAGCAAAACAGCAAAAACUCAACAGAACACUGAGGCUUUAAUUAGAAGGGAAGAGAGUUCUGCUUUACCUACAACACCAAUGUCUAUUUACAGACAACAACUGGUUGAACUACACUACUCAUCAUCUAAGAACAUGAUGCCUCCUCCACAGUCUCUUCUUGGAGGUGGAUCUUCCUUUAGCAGUCAAUAUCUAAGAAAACCGGAAACUAGUUCGACUCAGUCCCGGAUUGAGAAGUCAUUCGGGACAGUCUCAGAGAAUAGAGGUGAAGAUAUGCCUGAGAUUCUCAGCCACUCCUCUAAAGAUAACUUAAAAGCUGUAUCUCCCAAUGGUAAGAGGGUCUCUCCUCCACAUAUGGACUCAUCAAGCCCAUCAAUCUUAGGGAGAAGAAGCGGUGGGAGGAAACUGAUACUCCACUCGAUUCCAUCGUUUCCUUCUCUCACUCCUCAACACUGA